Ciona intestinalis (vase tunicate) is the source of this 1473-nucleotide messenger RNA. The record is from RefSeq. Lineage: Eukaryota; Metazoa; Chordata; Ascidiacea; Phlebobranchia; Cionidae.
CGACCAUGUGUUGAAACGUUCCAGACACGCAUGAAACUUUUUGAUUUAAAGUCAUCAGAACUGAGUUAAGUCUCCAACAGCAUUACAAUAAAAGUUUAUCCGAUAGCAACAGUAAGCAUGAGUAUGGAUGCAAUUACUGGUGCAAAAUCUGCUCCGUUGGAAGAAAAACUGAAGGUUUUGGAUAAAGAAAUUAGAAAAUUGUACAAAGCAUGUAAAGAAGCUGGAUAUGAACCUGAUAAGAUAAGGGAAACAGCUCUACCUGUACUUCAUGCUGCUCGCAGGGGUUGUUGGAAAACUCGCGCCAAGCGUACCUUAUGCUUUAUUGGAUUUUGCUGCGUGUUUGUUGGAAUGUUCUACUGGGAACCAUCUUACUAUGCACUCAGAGUUGUUUCGAAAAAGUUCAUGGUCAUGAUUUUGCCCUAUUAUGAUUGGACAUGGCCUUUUAACACUGAAUGUGCAAUUGCCAAUCCCUACUACGUACCACCUGAUUUGGGACUAAAAGAAGAAGAUUGUGAGGCUUGCGUCAAUAUAACAAGUCUCAAUGCUACAUUUAAAGUAACCUCGGAAGAAAUCGCUGAUAAGAUAUAUGGAUACGAGCCUGUAAUUGUUGGAGAUGCUAUGAAUGAUUGGAGGUCCAUAACACAAAAUCUCACUUUUAAUCAAUUUAUUGAUUUGCAUUUAAAGAGCAAGAACCUAAUGGACAAGGAAAAAACAUGCUAUCCACGUGUAAGUCAGGGAUUAGAAUUUAAAAAUCUUACAGUUCCCAUGCUAAUCGAAUGGAUUGACAAAGACAAUAAAGAAGAAAAGAAAAGCAAUUUCACUGCUUCAUGGAUGACAUGCCAUAUGGAUACAUUCAAAGAGAUGCACCAUUAUUACUUUAAGCCUUACUUCCUUCCCCCUAUGUGUGAGCCCGUCCAGUACAAAAGCUAUCUUUACAUUGGUCGCAAAAAUGAAAACAAAGCUAAAGCACUUAUGGUACGUGAUCGCAUGGGAGAGCAAGGGUAUUGGGUGGCACAAAUUUAUGGAGUCAUGGAAUUUUUACUGCAGCCAACCAAAGUUUGCCAAAAAGCAUGCAAAAAUAUUAGGUUUAAUCUAACACGUGGAGAAAUUCUGAAUGUACCAACGGAUAUGUAUGCAGCAGCUUUUCGACCAGUGUCUGAAGAGGCAGUAGCGCUUGGUGUCGGAUAUUAUUACUCAUAAACAAAAUUCUACAUGAUUUGCCGUCUCUUGUGUGUAAAUAGAAAUGGUAGUAAAAUCACUGGCCAAAGUAAUUCCAUAUUGCCAUCAUCUUCUGCAAUUUUGUUUCACUUUUUAAAAAUGCCGUAUGAGAUUAUUUUAUUGUGUACGUUGCAGUUAAAUACCGCUGAUGCCCAUGUCUAAACAAAUUACUCAACUGUUAUUGUUGUUUUUUGCCGUAACUUAUUUUGUCCCAGGAGUUUUUUUGGUAAAGUAAGCAAUAAAGAUUAUAACUCU